Astyanax mexicanus (Mexican tetra) is the source of this 5975-nucleotide messenger RNA. RefSeq names its product MARVEL domain containing 2a (gene marveld2a). Gene Ontology annotation, cellular component: bicellular tight junction; apical plasma membrane; cytoplasmic vesicle. The transcript is spliced from 8 exons. Bases 2745 to 4454 code for a protein of 569 amino acids. Gene Ontology annotation, biological process: bicellular tight junction assembly. Lineage: Eukaryota; Metazoa; Chordata; Actinopteri; Characiformes; Acestrorhamphidae. The record is from RefSeq and is a predicted model, not a curated record.
UCAGGUACAGAGUUUCAGUCCGUGACGUCAGAGGCAGGGAUCGGCCGGUCACGUGGUUCGAGUUUCCAAACCUCUGGCUGAGCUGCUGCUGCUGCUGCUAACUUAUAAACCCCGAGAACAGAGAAAAUACAGCGCUUAAACACCUGAAUCCAACCUGUACAGGUCACGCAGCGUUAAUGAAUGGCCAGGACAGGUAUGCCCAAUGAACUGCAGGCCAAUGGAAAUUCUGCUUAAUUAAGGAAAUCCAGGGUGAUAAUCAUGUGCUAAUGUCCUAACCCGAGCUCAGAGAACAGAGUAAUAAUCAGACUGCAGGUCUGAAAUAGCGUGAUGGGGCUUGUUGGUGUCUGUAGAUUAUCUGUGAGUGUUUGGGCUGCAGGUUUUUCCUCCCCAGGCUCUGUGUUUCUGCGUGAGGGAUCUGCGGGGGGUUCGGUUACAGGACUAUCAGAUCUGUUCGGGUUACAGAACCCCGUCCUGCAGAGCUACUGUGUCUGAUUAUAGACCUAUUGUCUUACAGCCGGCGGACCUCAUGCCUCCACAUGCUUCACAUUCCCUCUACAUUAACUCAAAUAUGGGGCUAAUAACUCAUUUCAUGUGUUUUUCUAAGGCCUGUCACAAUAGUAACAUUAUCAACUUGUCGUACAAUAUUUGUAGAUGACCUCAGUCUUUUUUUAUUACUUAAAUAUUGCUAUAUUAUAAUGUAUUUACUUAGCAAAGAGAACCCAUAAUGUAAACAGAAAGCCUUAUUAAUGAGAUGAGUGAGAUCUUUUAUAUAUAAAAACAGUGUUUUUUAUUUGUUAAUGCUAAAUUUAUUUGUAUUUAUUUAUAUUCCAAUUAUAAUAACUUAAUAUUCUUUAUAAUUAAAAGUUAAUUCAAAGGUUUGCUCUUUUAAAAAGGUGUAUUAUUAUUCUAAUAUUAGGUAUGUACCAAAAAUAAAUAUGCGUCCAGCAAUAUUCAGCUUAAACCAAACAAUGUCUCAGUUAAUUUAACAGCACUGCUGAAGUAAUUGUAUAAUUAGAAUAGCACUACUGAGGUAAAUGUAUGAUUAGCAUAGAACUACUGAGGUAAAUGUAUUAUUGGAGUAGAACUAUUGAGGUAAAUUCAUGUUUAGAAUAGCACUGCUAAGGUAAAUGUUUCAUUAUCAUAGCACCCGUGUUUUUAACUGUAGUUUCGUAAUUGCUUUUUUGCUACUGAAAGAAAAAUACAAUAACAUUUAUCUGUAUAUCAGUGGCAUAAAAUGGGCUUAAAAUUGUAAUUCUAUAAUCUUUAUAUUAAAAUAUUAUAUAGACCAAUUGAAAGUUUUAUGCUGUUGUGACAGGCCUAGUGUUUCUCCAAUCAGAGUCUCCGAUGCUGCCUUCAUUUGGUGUCAGAACUGCGGAACUCAAUCAAAAAAACAAUCCAAACAAUAAAACAAUAAAAACAUGAAGUAAACUCGUAAAAUACCCUCUAUAACUUCCCACCACAUAAACACAUCGAUCAGUGGUGCAGUUCUAUAAACAGGAAAUAGAAAUGUUCUGAGGAACCUGUGAAGGCCGUAUCGGACUCAUCGCUCUGUGAGACGUAUCUUGUCCUGGUGUCAUGGGCUGCUGUAUCCUGUGCUUACUAAUAAUCCAUUAUCUCCCCCAUGAUGAACUGUGAUUUCUCCAUUUCAGUCUCUGCUCGCUUCCUGGUGGCGCUUUCAGCACGUUUAUUACUGACUGUGUUUACUGAGGGAAUAAUGAGCAGUGCAGUAAUACAGUACAACCUGAAAUCAGAAAACAGAGGGACAGUAUGGACAAUGUGUUUCUAAUUGCAGACAAUAGCUGAUCUACUUUAUUUCUUUUAUUAAUAUAUAUACUGAGGAUGCAUCGAUUCCGGUGCCAAAUUUUAAGUAUCGGCUGAUACUGAGUACUGGUUAUCACGAUACUGUUGAUUUGAUUCUGUGAUACUUGAUAUAUAUUAAUGUGUAUCAUGGUUAGACCAGUCAGUAUUACAGAUACUAUCCCAAUUAGGGCGGCACAAUAUUGGAAAGAAUUAUAUUGCAAAUGUUCUUAUUUCGACGAUAUAUAUAUGUAUUGCAAUAUUAAAUAAUGCAGGGCCCUUGACGUCAUCAACCUGCAGUUUCCCUUCUCAAAAACCAAACAGCAAAACAACAGUAAUCGUCCCUUUAAUCAGGAUUUAAAUGCUUUUUAAAAGGUAAAUAAGAGCGUUUGUUUUUCUGGGAUUAAAAGUGUGAAUUCAUCUGUAACUGGAAAUAUCUGCACUGGUAAACUGUGCUGGACUGAGGAGCACAGCUUUCCACACGUGCUCACGUUUACAAGCACGUGCCCAACCAUGUGGAUGGAGGCCAUGCUUGCGGUUACCACGUGCUUACUCCUGCCCCUCCCCCUCGCGCUUCUCGCGUAGGCAGCAGCAGCCUGUCACUCACACAGACACAGAGACAGCGCUGUGUAUCUACAGUACUUCUUGUGUCAAGAAUCAAAACAUUGCUCAUGUACACAUCGCGAUAUCGAUGCUUAAACGAUACAUAUUGUGCACUGCUGGUCCCAGUGUUUUCUGAUUUAAGGUUGUAGUUAUGCAGUUAAAUUGUUUAGAAUUGUUUUAGUGCAUUUUCACAAAGUCCAAAGUCUCUGUGCUAAUCAGUGUUAUGAAGUCGUUCACAAAGGGAAAAGUUUCCCCUCAUGAAUACGUAAUGAUGCACGGUCGUGUGUCUUUCAUUUCACUCACUCUUCUGUAUCCUCGUCUCUCCAGGGCAAUCUCCGUUCUCCAUGUCCUCGGGACGAGGUUCUCCCGGACGCUUUGAGCGUGUCGGAAAUGCGACCCACUACGACGAGGAUGACGACCUGCCUCCAGACUCUUUACCGAGAGCCAAUGGCCUCCCCGGUAUAGAGCGUCACCGGUCAUCAGAGCUGGCUCUGAGCUUCGACCCUCUACCUCCUCCUCCUCUACCGGACCAGCCCCCCAUCGGACCGGAGUUCGACCCCAGCGGCAGCGAAGACAACGAGGACCCGACCUCCGACAUCAAGCCCGUCCACCGCUUCAUCCCCGACUCCUGGAAGAACUUCUUCCGCGGGAGCAACCGGAGCAGCUCGAAGAGCUCCAUGCUCGCGUCCAGCAGCUACAACACCACCACCGAGGGGGUUCGGUGCUCGCCGCCGCACUCGCCGUCCGUACCCAGCUCCUACCAGGACAAGUACGGCGGCUCGGGCGGCAGCUACAACUCCAACAAAGCGCGGGAAGCCAUGCUGCUGGGGGAUCAUAUGGAAUCGGUGGACGGUCGCACCGCGCACACGGCGAUGACCUACAGCGAGCGGGUGGAGGAGUACCACCAGCGCUACGCCUACAUGAAGUCGUGGGCGGGGCUCCUGCGGAUCCUGGGGUGCGUGGAGCUGCUGUUGGGCGCGGCGGUGUUCGCCUGUGUCUGCGCGUACAUUCACAAAGAUAACGAGUGGUACAACAUGUUCGGAUACUCGCAGCCGCAGAUGUACGGUGGGUACAGCGGGACGUACGGCGGGGGAUACGGCGACGCUUAUUACACCGGCCCCAAGACGCCGUUCAUCCUGGUGGUGGCGGGGCUGGCGUGGAUCGUGACGGUGAUCAUGCUGGUGCUGGGCAUGACCAUGUACUACCGCGAGAUACUGCUGGACUCCAGCUGGUGGCCACUGACCGAGUUCACCAUUAACCUGGUCCUGGCCGUUCUGUAUUUGGCCGCUGCGAUCGUGUACGUGAGGGACACCACGCGGGGGGGGCUGUGCUAUUACCCCAUGUUUAGUAACGGGAUCAACGCCGCAUUCUGCAGAACGGAGGCGGGGCAAACGGCGGCCAUCAUCUUCCUGUUCGUGUCGAUGCUGGUGUAUCUGAUAGGAGCGAUCGUGUGCCUGAAGCUCUGGAGGCACGAGGCCGCCCGGCGCUUCCGCGAGAAAUACGGCCAUGAGAUGCAUCAAACAGACUAUCCCGUGGUCCAGCCUGCGACUGUGGAUCGAUCCAGAAUUCCUGAUCCCAUAAUCGUCUCGUCUGCAGCACCAGCUGACCACACCUACCCAGCCCCGCCCACCGCUACCAAAACCAAACUGCUUAAAGGGCCGAUUCCAUCUGGAUACACCCCCAAACCUGUGGUCGUACCAGAUUAUAUAUCUAAAUACCCAACAAUCCGAACUGAUGAAGAGCGGGACCAGUACAAAGCUGUGUUCAACGAUCAAUAUUCGGAGUAUAAAGAGCUGCACGCGGAGGUGAACGCGACGCUGAAGAAGUUCGACGAGGUGGACGGGAUGUUGCGCACCCUGCCCAAACACCCGUCCAAUCAGGCGGAAUUGGACCGAAUAAACCGAAUCCUUCAGGAAUAUCAGCGGAAGAAAAACGAUCCUUCGUUUCUUGAGAAGAAGGAGAGAUGUGAAUAUCUGAAAAACAAACUGGCUCACAUUAAACACAGAAUCCAGGAGUAUGAUAAGGUUAUGAUGUGGAAUGAUGGUUACGGUUAAAAUCCUCGCUCUUCAGCACAGUUGGUCCUUUCUUUUCAUUCCGGCCUGAAGCAUCUCAUCAUACUGUAAACCCACAGCGAGGAGCUCAGAGACUUUACUAAAGGGAAGAGAGAUAAACACAGUAUUCCACACAAUUCCUAACAUUCAGGAUAUGCUGAACAAUAUUGAACUACUGACUGAAAACAUUGUAUGAUUUUAUCAGAUCUGUUUCGAUUCUGUUUUGCCGUGUUGUUGCCGAAACUCCUGCUGUCUGCCUGUUUGUUUGUUUGUUUGUUUGUUUGUUUGUUUGUUUGUUGUUUCGUUUCGUUAUUUUUCAUGCAUUAUUAUGCUCUGGUUCAUAUUUUGCACUUUUAUUUUGCUGGAUUCCUGCAGCGUUCAUAUUUAAAACCACUUCUUUAAAGCUGUGAUGUUUUUUGUGACAUACUUGCAUUUUUAAUGACCACUAAACUGCACUUACAAUUUAAAAGCUUAAAUACCGAUGCUGAGCCUCGUUCACCAACAUUUUUCUUAAGAAUUUUCAUAAUUUUUAAUAAGUAUAGUUCUUGAGAAAAGACAGACAGAACAAAGGCUAUGUGUUUACACAGCAGGUAAAAAUGACCCAGAUCUGAUGUUUAUUUUAGUCUAUUUUAGUCUGAGCAGUUCACGCUUCUAAAUUAGCACGUAUGCUCUUUAAAGAGCAGCAGAGCUUCAUGUGAAGUUUCGGUUUCAUCUUCUCCUUCAUCACAGGAGCUAUCAUGUAGUUUCAGUAUCUGCAGCUGGAGCAGCUUAUCAGUGAGAAUGUGUUUCAGAUCACUGUAAAAAGGUCAAAUUUUAAUUCUGGAAUUUAAAAGAUCGGAUUCAGUGUGUUUUUGGAAAAAAAAACAGGACAAAAAUCGGAUUUGGGUCCCUUUUACAUGCUGUCAAAAACUCUAUCAGAUUGAGGCUGGACUAUAAUUUCGAUAUCUUCGUACAGUAUAUCAGAAUAGAACAUGUUUUAAUAAAAGUAAUUUGAUUGUGUAACGUUUUUUCUGAUAUCUUAUUGUACAGUAUUUACAGCAUCUGUUCAUUACAGGGAGCUGCUCUCAGUUCACUGCGUUCAAGCUGAGCACAAAGGGCAUUUAUACUGUUCAUAUUGAAAUCUGAAUUUUUUUCAUAUCGAUCAAAAUGAAGAAAUAUAUUGUGAUCUGCGUGAUUUUGGCCGUAUCGUGCAGCCCUACUUCAGAUUCAUGGAAAUAGUAAUGGAUCCAAUUUUCAUCAUAAACCGAAAACGUUGCACAAAAAACACUGGAUUAUACAUUUUUUGAAUGUUAGUUUCUUCGUAAGAGGGAUUUAAUAAUAAUUUAUUUCUGAGGAAUGGUUGGUGAAUGAGGCCCGGUGUUCUAAUAUCUGUUCGUCUUGUUUUAAUACGGUUUAUCGAGUGAAUAUUGUGUUAUUCUGUGGUAAACAGCACUGUCCAAUUUUUAUUUCUUCAAGAAAACAUUUACAAGCUUUAAACUCCACAAAGUGUUAACUUUUUUAUUCAUUAAAAAUAAUGAAAUAUUG